Messenger RNA from Condylostylus longicornis, 1714 nucleotides. RefSeq names its product nucleosome assembly protein 1-like 1 (gene Nap1). Gene Ontology annotation, biological process: nucleosome assembly. The transcript is spliced from 7 exons. The record is from RefSeq and is a predicted model, not a curated record. Gene Ontology annotation, molecular function: histone binding; chromatin binding. Lineage: Eukaryota; Metazoa; Arthropoda; Insecta; Diptera; Dolichopodidae. Gene Ontology annotation, cellular component: nucleus; chromatin. Bases 153 to 1313 code for a protein of 386 amino acids.
UGCUAAUGCUACCUCUUUUUGCUCUUUGCAGAAUUGCCAACAAUCUUUGUAAGAUCUUUUUUUUAUCCUUCUUGUUGAGAUUUGAUUGAAGGAAGCGGCCCAAAUCGUGGUAAUAAAUAGAAGCAACAAACUGGUGUGAUACUACUUAGAAAAUGAGUGGAAAAAAGAAAGAACAAGCAAUUGUAGCUAAGAAUACUAGCGAAAGCCAUGAGGGAAAUAGUGAUUCUGAUAUGGAUGAAGGCCGUGCUUCGUCAUUUUUUUAUAGCACUCCAGGUUUUAUGAGCGCUGUAAUGCGCCGUCAAGUAUUGCAAGAAAUGGUAAAAAUGUUACCAUCAAAAGUUCAGCAUCGUAUUCGAGCAUUGAAAAAUAUCCAAUUGGAGCAAUUAAAAUUGGAAGCUGAAUUUUAUGAAGAAGUUUACCAAUUAGAAAAGAAAUAUCAUUUAAAAUAUCAACCAUUAUUUGAUAAAAGAAAAGAAAUUAUUGGCGGCGAUACUGAACCAAACGAGAAUGAAGAACAAAAUUGGAAAUCAGAAGAUGAAGAAGUGGAAAUGUCUGAAAAAUUAAAGGAAAUUUCAUUAAAAAUGCAGAAAAAUUUAAAAUCAAAUUAUACAGAUGAUGUUAAAGGUGUACCAGAUUUCUGGUUAACGAUAUUUCGUAGUACAGAAAUUUUAUCUGAAAUGGUGCAAGAACAUGAUGAACCAGUCUUAAAAAAAUUAAGAGACAUUAAAAUUGUUUAUGGUGAUGAUCAAUCAUAUACAUUGGAAUUCCACUUCGAUAAAAAUGAAUAUUUCUCGAACCCAGUUUUAACGAAACAAUAUUUCUUAAAAUUGUCGCUUGAUGAUGAUUAUCCAUUUGCUUUUGAAGGACCAGAAAUUUACAAAUGCAAGGGUUGCACAAUCAAUUGGGAAAAAUCUCAAAAUUUAACAAUUAAAACAAUACGAAAAAAACAAAAGCAUAAGGAACGUGGUGCUGUUCGUACAAUAACGAAACAAGUUCCAAAUGAUUCAUUUUUCAAUUUUUUCAAUCCUCCAGAAAUGCCAGAGGAUAAAAAUGCUAUUGACGAGGAAUCUCAAUCGAUAUUAGCAACUGAUUUCGAAAUUGGUCAUUUCUUACGUUCAAGAAUUAUUCCAAAAGCUGUCCUCUAUUAUACUGGUGAUAUAGUUGAUGAUGACGAUGAUGAUGAUUAUGAUGAGGAAGAAGAGGAAGAGGAUGAAGAAGAAGAAGACACUGAGGAUGAUGAUAAUCCACAGCAUAAAACCGGUGGUGGAAAUAAAGUUAAGAAACCAACACCGAAUGAUUGUCCAAACCAGUGAGGAAGGGCUAAAACUAGGGAAGAGAAAUUUUCUAAAUAAUGUAUUUUUUUUUUUUCUAUAAAAAUAAAAAACCCCGCCCAAAAAUCGUCAGCAGGAAACUAUAUAGUAAUACAUAUUUAAAAAAAAAUAAUAAAAAAAAAAUUUGAAAACUCAUUUUUUAAGAUAAAUUUAAUCUACGAGGAAAAGAAAAGUGAUCCAAAAUUUUACUCAUCUUUCAUUAUACAUAAAAAAUAAAAUGCAAAGAAAUUUUCCAUUUUUUUUUUUAAAUAGAAUUUUAUGUUUUAAUUUAUAAAAUGCAUGGUGUUCAACAGGAAGAAUUUUUUUUUUAUAUAAAUACCUAAAUACAUACUAUAUAUAUAUAUAUAGAGGAACACAUUGGAUGUAAUUAUUAUUAAUUUUUA